Molecule: messenger RNA, 1017 nt
Organism: Ooceraea biroi (clonal raider ant)
Lineage: Eukaryota; Metazoa; Arthropoda; Insecta; Hymenoptera; Formicidae
Source: RefSeq, a predicted model, not a curated record
AAAUAAUUUCGUGGCGGUACUCGUAGAAACUUCUCGCGAGAGUGAAUGAAAGAAAAGGGAAGCAGUGUAAAAUUACUAAUUUAUGUUAAUGUUCCGUGAACAUUCAUCCGUGAAUACAAUUAUAUAGCCAAGUUAGAAGCAAUAAGCAACUGCACGUAAGAGUCCGUUUUACGGUUAUACAACAUUUAGUCGGGAUGGUGUUCUAAGGCUAGCAUUGUGCAUUGGGUAAUUAUUGCGACAACCAUCUGUGAAGAACAAACUGGUUUUGCAGCAUUAGCAGCUGUGGAAAAAAAAGGUAACAAUGUGGCUUUUUAUACUUUUUUAUUCAUUAUUUCUUUUACAAAAGUCUGAAACUGCAAGCGAUAUAGUAACAGUAAAAGAAGUGACGGCUGGUCACUUGGCUGAACUGCCCUGCUUAAGCAUUGACGAACAUCACCGUUUUAUGUUUUGGCAAUUUGGGAAUAAUGAUGUUAUUGGCCCAGGAAAUCCUUCAAACGAAAAGAAAUAUAAUUAUGAGGUGUUGACUGGCACACUUAAAAUCAAAGGCGUAUCCACGGCGGAAUCUGGAUUUUACAAGUGUGUUUCUCGAGGCUUACUCGACGAUUCUCAACUCAGAAUCCAUUCCAUUGAAUUAAUAGUUAAAAGUGAUUGGGAACAAGUCUGGGAAUCUGAUUUUGAGACAAACUUAUUGCGGGGUAUGAGUGCUGUUAUGGUACUAGUGGUUGCUAUAGCCGUCGUUCUUUUAAUUAUCACUGUUAAGAGAAGGAAAAAUCAAAGAUUCUUCGAUUUGGAAGAGUCCAGAGAAAGUUCUCCAGCACGUUAUACGUCGAAUAAUACACCUGGUGUUUCGUCAGGCAUCGAAAAUGUUGGGAUCGAUAAUACUGCCCUCGACAUUGAUUUUCCCAAAGUAUUUAAACAAAUGCACAAUGAACAGGCAAUGCAAUAGGUUCUAAUUAUAAUAGAUCAAUUGUACAUUAGUGUAUUAUAUAUUAUGUAAAUAUAAAAUGUUCGUAAAAA